UUCUCGUUGCCUAUAUAAAUGAUUCCAACUGAUUGCUCAAUUCACAACACAGCUUGAGUUGCCUAAAUUCACUAACAGAGCUAGAGUUUCCUAAUACUCGAUAUUAAGCAAUGGCCUACCACUUGUCUUUGGAGUUCCUUUUUGGUGUUUUAGCUAACAUCAUCUCUUCCAUGGUCUGCCUUGCUCCUUUGCCAACUUUUUAUCAAAUCUGCAAGAAGAAGACCAGUGAAGGAUUCCAGUCCGUUCCUUAUGUGAUCGCACUCUUUAGUGCUAUGCUAUGGUUAUUCUAUGCAACUUUUGAUGACAAUGCCACCCUUCUCAUCACCAUCAACUCCUUCACAUUCUUCAUGGAAGUUGGCUAUCUUUCUGUGUACCUUUUCUAUGGCACAAGGAAAGAUAGAAUGCUCACUACGAAACUCGUCCUCUUCUUCAAUGUUUUCGGGUUCGGGAUGAUUGCUAUCCUAACUCUGUUCUUAACACACGGCCGAAAACGUGUUGAUGUUCUUGGAUGGAUUUGUAUGAUAUUUGCUCUAUGUGUAUUUGUUGCACCUCUUGGUAUCAUGAGAAAAGUUAUCAAGACUAAGAGCGUCGAGUUCAUGCCUUUCUCUCUAUCAUUCUUCCUCACCUUGAGUGCAGUCAUGUGGUUCUUCUAUGGUUUUCUGAAGAAAGACAUUUAUGUUUAUAUUCCAAAUGUACUCGGCUUUUUCUUUGGUAUUGUCCAGAUGAUUCUUUAUUUGAUCUAUAGAAAUUCAAAAAAACCCGUAGAGGAACCAAAAUCUCAGGAAUUUUCUGAGCAUAUAGUUGACGUUGCCAAGUUGAGUGCAGUUAUUUGCUCUGAGCUGAAAACAAUGGUGGUUGCAAAGUUGAAUGACAAUGGAAAUGAAGUUGUUAAAGAAGAGACCAAGAAUACGAAGCAAGAAAUGGAAGCAUCCAAUAAAGUUUAACAAUUAAUUAAAUGAACGUGUUUUCUUUUGUUUUUUCAAUUUGCAUGUAACUCUGGAAGUUGGUAUUGUCAUGUCUGUGGUGUCUGGCUAUGCCAUGUCAAAAAUCUCCCUAGAAUUGAUAUUUAUUAUGUGUAUUAAGUAAUAUAUAAUAAUAACAUAUGUUUGUUCAAGAGAAUAAAAUUCCUUUAGUCAA
Messenger RNA from Ricinus communis (castor bean), 1137 nucleotides. RefSeq names its product bidirectional sugar transporter SWEET10. Gene Ontology annotation, cellular component: membrane. The transcript has 6 exons. Gene Ontology annotation, molecular function: sugar transmembrane transporter activity. Bases 111 to 944 code for a protein of 277 amino acids. Lineage: Eukaryota; Viridiplantae; Streptophyta; Magnoliopsida; Malpighiales; Euphorbiaceae. Gene Ontology annotation, biological process: carbohydrate transport. The record is from RefSeq and is a predicted model, not a curated record.